GGAGAGCAGCCACGAUUCAUAUCUAUAAUAUCUAUACUUUAUGCUAAAUAUAUGUCUAUUCAGACAUUUCUUUCUCUACAAAGACAAAAAGGAAUCUGAAAAUAUGGCAGGUGAUCAUAACUAUGCCAUACAAGACUUUCGGGCAGCCGGAGACCCAGAAGCCUUUUUCCGGAACAAUGUUGAUGAAGACCCAGGUCUUUAUCAGGACGAUGUUGAUGAAGACCCAGCAGUUUUUUUUCAGGACAAUGUUGAUGAAGACCUUGGAGACCUCUAUCAGGACCAUGCUGAUGAAGACCAGGGAUACCUUUAUCAGGAAAAUGUUGAUGAAGUCCUUAUGCCAGUCGAAAUAAUUCCUCUCUUAAUACCAGUAUUUGGAUCAGUUCAUGUGCCAGUUCCUCUGCAAUCUGAUAUGGACCAGCAGAGAGUGCCCAGUCCCAUAACCUCAACCAGUGGUGUAAACGUUGGGCAGUUCAACAUACAAGCUGUAAGUCGUAACUUACAAAAUGCCAGAGCAUCUGCUUUGUGUUGCUCAACAUCAGUGUUGGAGCCUGAGUCAAGGGCAUCGACCAUCAGUGCCUCUGUGUCUACUGAGAGCAAAGACACGUUGUCAAGGAAGAGACGGAGGUGCCUCUCAGAAGACGAUGGUCCAGCUGUGGGGAACACACCACAGGAGGCCGAAGAUAGGCGCUGCUCCUGUGUGCCCUUAUCACAGGAGGGCACAGGAGGCCGAAGAUAGGCCCUGUGUGCUCCUAUCAUAGGAAGGCCUCAGAAGAGUCACAGACACAAGGCAGACCCUAGAUUAACACAAUGACCCGGUCCACUUUACACUGAGUGUCCUUAUUAGAAUGUACCAAAGUAGGUAUUAAAGGGU
Messenger RNA from Sardina pilchardus (European sardine), 871 nucleotides. RefSeq lists its product as uncharacterized. NCBI's taxonomy places the organism in Eukaryota, Metazoa, Chordata, Actinopteri, Clupeiformes, Clupeidae. Bases 41 to 736 code for a protein of 231 amino acids. The record is from RefSeq and is a predicted model, not a curated record. The transcript is spliced from 4 exons.